Molecule: messenger RNA, 2236 nt
Organism: Uloborus diversus
Lineage: Eukaryota; Metazoa; Arthropoda; Arachnida; Araneae; Uloboridae
Product: E3 ubiquitin-protein ligase MARCHF5-like
Exons: 5
Coding region: 316-1293 (325 amino acids)
Molecular function (GO): zinc ion binding
Source: RefSeq, a predicted model, not a curated record
GUUUGAAUUUUUGCAAGUGAAAUUUAAACGUCAUUUCAAUUGAUAUUGUUUUCCUUUUGUCGCCUUCCAAAAAUUAAUCUCAUUUAUUACAAUUAAUUCCAAAAUCUUGGAUUGGCAACAAAUUUGUUGACAUGGUUUUUUUUCUUCAUAUUUUUACUUUUGCAUUUUUUGUAAUGUCGUAUUCAAUUCUACUUCCGUGUUAAGAAGUUAUUUGUCAUUCUUUUUAAAUGAUGUAACAAUUAUUUGCUGUUCUAUUUUGAAAGUUCUUCACAAAAUAAUCAUAGUUAACAGUGUUAUUUCAUUUUUCGAUUCAUAAUGACUGAUACAACUGAACCUGUAACCUCAAAUUCAACCAAUAUUAACGAGGUUUCUGUAAAUGUUGAAGGUACAAAUCAGAAUGAUAGGAUUAACUGCUGGGUUUGCUUUGGCAGUGCAGAUGAUGACAAAGAUGCAGAAUGGGUGCAACCUUGUAAAUGUCGCGGUACAACAAAAUGGGUUCAUCAAACUUGCCUCCAACGUUGGAUUGAUGAAAAACAGAGGGGCAAUAGUGCUGCUACUGUGUCUUGUCCGCAGUGCAAUGCUGAAUAUAUCUUAGUUUUCCCGCCAUAUGGUCGGUUGGUGUUUUUAUUGGAUGUAGCUGAUAGAUUAAUUUACAAAGUCUGUCCUUUAGCUACAGCUGGAAUUGUUGUAGGUUCCAUUUAUUGGACUGCUGUCACAUAUGGUGCUGUGACAGUAAUGCAAAUUCUUGGUCAUAAAGAAGGUUUAACCACUAUGGAACAGGCUGAUCCUCUUGUACUUUUAGUUGGUCUGCCUACUAUUCCAGUCAUGCUUAUUCUUGGGAAAAUGGUUAGAUGGGAAGACUAUCUAUUGAAGUUGUGGAGAAAAUACUGGAAUCGCAUUCCUGGUCUCAAAGCAUUACUGGGUGGUUCAACUGAAGCAGAUACUAGAGAUGUUGCUGAAAGGCCACCUCCAGAUGUUGCUUCAUUUUCUGAUCCUAUUUCAGCAACUCGUGUUUUAUGUGGUGCCUUGUUGCUCCCUACAAUGGCUACAGCCUUUGGACGUGUGUUUUUUAAUCACAUCCCUCACAAUCCUCAAAGAACUCUACUUGGUGGAAUUGCUUUUGUAGCUGUUAAAGGAAUUCUAAAGAUGUAUUUGAGGCAACAGCAAUAUCUCAGACAGUGCCAAAGAAAAAUUCUCAACUAUGACAAAGAUGCUGUAUUUCCACAUUCACCAACAAAUUCUCAGUCAUCUCAAACUGAAUCGACGCAAAGUACUUCUAGUGGAGAGUUUUAGAGUGUAAAUGCAUUUAAUGUUUUUUAUAAUUGUAAACAAUUGAUCUAUUUUUGCUAUUUUACUCUUUUUGUUUGAUUUUUCCACCCUUUCUCUCAAACAUUUUAUUUUUAUUAUUAAUUUAACUGAACAGUUGUGUAUGACCUGAUAUGUAUUGUUCCCCCCUUAAGCAUGCCUGCAAUGCUGAUAUAGUUUGUAUUACUGUUGAAAGGAUGCAAGUUUUCUUCCUUUCAUUCAGUUAAGUUCAAAGUUUUUUUUUUUUUUUUUUUUGAAAAAGCAGUUUUUUUAUUUUCUUAUGGAGAAACUUAAGUGAUUUAAUCAUUGAUAUUGAGCUCUUUGAUUAGAUAGUAAAAAGUUAAAUUGAUUUUCUUGAAAAAAUGUUAAAUUGUUAAUAUUUUUUUUUUUUUUUAAAUUCAAGGUUAAGAAAAAUAUUUUUUUUUUUGUCCUGGGUGGAUUAAAAAGUAAUUGAUAAAAAUAUUGUCUUUAUCUUGAGAAAAUUCAGACAAAGUAGAAUUCAAACCCUUAUUGGAAAUAAAAAAGGGACAGGCUCUCUAAUAUUUUGUUAAAACCUAGUUUUGCAUAUGAGAAGCAAAUUAAUGUAAGUGAACUCUCAAGUUUUAGUAAAAUGUAUGUUUUCUUUAAACCCUAGAUUGGCAUUCAUUGAAAAGGUGUUCUAAAUCAUGCUGCAUAAUAUAUAUAUAUAGCAGCAUCUCUUGGGCUACUAAUACCAUCCCUUGCCCCAAAACAGAUGAUUUUCUUCUACCAUUUUUGUUCUAUUUAUCUCCACAUUUUAAAUUUUGAUGCUUACACUCAGUUUCUUCUCGGUGCGUCAUAUAUGAUCCAAAUAUAUUGACUAAAAUUUCCAUUAAUGUCAUUAUAAUCAGUGUAUUAUGUACUGUCAACAAAUCUCUUGCUUAAUAUUUUUAUAAAAAUUGACUGAAAUUGU